Coffea eugenioides is the source of this 2572-nucleotide messenger RNA. Its product is annotated as dystrophia myotonica WD repeat-containing protein. Bases 547 to 2205 code for a protein of 552 amino acids. Gene Ontology annotation, molecular function: protein binding. The transcript has 11 exons. NCBI's taxonomy places the organism in Eukaryota, Viridiplantae, Streptophyta, Magnoliopsida, Gentianales, Rubiaceae. The record is from RefSeq and is a predicted model, not a curated record.
CACAGUCACUUCUUAGAUGAUAAACGUUACCCCUCAGUUGAACUAAACUGACCCCUUCGCCAUCGGCAUCGGACAGUGGAAUUCACACACACUCGCGCACACAUUUGCACCGAGAAGAGAAGCAGAAACAGAAGACUUUGGUUGUCCUCCCGAGUCCCGAUCCUCCGUUCCCAAAACCCAAACCCCCCAAAACAAAAGUCAAUGCCCUGCGACAACAACUACAACUUACCCCCUAAAUUCCCAAAACUCAAAACUCGAAAGCUAUUCCGUCAUUAAACAUUAAAAACGCUUCCCCCUCUCCCAGGACCGGGAGGCCUUUCUCCCCUGUUUGCUUCUGCCUCUGCCUCUGGUCCCAUCCCCCUUAUAUUUCACUGAUACAACAAAACAAUAAACACCCGAAACGCAAUUCCUUCACAAAACGGACCCAAUUGAAAUUGCAACUGUGUGAUCGAUCCCAUUGCAAUUUAAUACUGCCAGGAAAAGGGGGAUUUUGAUUUGAAGACGUAUAACUAUCAAUUGUUGGGUUUGUUUAUUUGAAAAAAAAAAAUGAUCAAUACGGCCGGAAGUAAUAACAUGAUGUCGCCGUCGGCUUCAUCGGCAUCAGCAAAUAAUGCACAAUCGCCAGGUUUAAAGACGUAUUUCAAGACGCCAGAAGGGAGAUACAAGCUUCAGUACGAGAAGACUCAUCCUUCUGGUCUGCUUCACUAUGCCCAUGGGAAGACCGUAACCCAGGUAACCCUAGCUCAUCUCAAGGAUAAGCCAAUGCAGGCACCAUCACAAUUAUCGUCAAGUCUUGGAGUAAGCAGUGGUGUUAGGUCAGCUGCAGCACGGUUCUUGGGUGGAGGGAAUGGAAGUAGGGCACUUAGUUUUGUUGGAGGAAAUGGAGGCACUAAGUCAGUGAGUGGUAGUAGUAGUAAUAGAGUUGGGUCAUUGGGGGCUUCAAGUUCUAACAGUGUGAUAUCUAAUUCAAAUUUUGACGGCAAAGGCACUUACUUGGUAUUCAACGUUGGCGAUGCCAUUUUCAUAAGUGACUUAAAUUCUCAAGAUAAGGAUCCUGUAAAGUCUAUACAUUUCAGUAAUUCAAAUCCUGUUUGUCAUGCAUUUGAGCCGGAUGCAAAGGAUGGGCAUGAUUUGCUUAUUGGAUUAAAUUCUGGAGAUGUGUACUCUGUGUCUCUUCGACAACAGUUACAAGAUGUUGGCAAGAAGCUUGUCGGUGCGCAGCAUUAUAAUAAAGAUGGUUCUGUGAAUAAUACCAGUCGUUGUGCAAGUAUUGCUUGGGUACCCAAUGGUGAUGGCACAUUUGUUGUUGCUCAUGCAGAUGGAAAUUUGUAUGUAUAUGAAAAGAGCAAAGAUGGUUCUGGGGAUCCUUCAUUCCCUAUUAUUAAGGAUCAAACCCAAUUUACUGUAGUACAUGCACGUUACAGUAAGAAUCCUAUUGCUAGAUGGCAUAUUUGUCAAGGUUCGAUAAAUAGCAUCUCCUUUUCAGCUGAUGGAGCUUAUAUUGCAACUGUAGGAAGGGAUGGUUAUCUGCGAGUAUUUGACUACAAAAAUGAACAACUUAUAUGUGGCGGGAAGAGCUAUUAUGGUGCUUUAUUAUGCUGCACUUGGAGCAUGGAUGGAAAAUACAUCUUGACUGGAGGUGAGGAUGACCUGGUUCAAGUAUGGAGUAUGGAUGAUCGGAGAGUUGUAGCAUGGGGUGAGGGACACAACUCGUGGGUCAGCGGAGUGUCAUUUGAUUCGUAUUGGUCUGCACCAAAUUCUGACGGCACUGGAGAAAAUAUUGUUUAUCGUUUUGGAUCUGUUGGUCAGGACACCCAAUUGCUCUUAUGGGAUCUGGAGAUGGAUGAAAUUGUAGUGCCAGUCCGCCGUCCUCCUGGUGGGUCCCCUACUUUUAGUACUGGAAGUCAGUCUUCUCACUGGGACAGCGCUUGCCCUGUUGGUACUUUGCAAACUGCUCCAAGCAUGAGAGAUGUUCCAAAGAUAUCUCCACUAGUUGCUCAUCGUGUCCAUACCGAACCCCUUUCUGGUUUGAUAUUCACACAAGAAUCUGUCCUCACCGUCUGCAGAGAGGGGCACAUAAAGGUCUGGAUGCGACCCGGUUUUGCUGAAAGCCAAUCGAGCAACUCUGAAUCACUGUUAGGUACCAGUUUGAAGGAUAAAUCCUUGAUAUCAGGAAAGGCAGUCAGCUCCAGUUAUAAGCAAUGACCUGCCGUCAAUGUGUCACUAGACUGUUGAGUCGAGCUGCACGGUGCAUGCUGCUCUUGUCAUAUGUUUUCCUAGAACUGAAAAAUUAUAUGACUUGACUCGUUUGCAGAGAGAUUUAACUGACAAGUUUUUUUUGUAUAGCCAGCGCUUGAAAUGCCGUCUGGGCACCACGAAAUUGAGGGGAGUGCCCGGCCACGUUGUAAGUAUGAAAGGGCUGUCCAUGAAAUGACCGGCAUAAAUAAUUGAAGCUGCUUAAAAUUUGUAGUUUCCAGUUGCUUUUCGUCAUCUGUAGCCAAAUUUGCCUGGAAACAGCUGGUUGACAUUUAAAUUAUGCUUUUUAAUCUAACAUUAUUGGUUUUUUUUUUUU